This is a messenger RNA of Dichotomopilus funicola, 1341 nucleotides long. Its product is annotated as peptidase family C78-domain-containing protein. Bases 1 to 1341 code for a protein of 446 amino acids. NCBI's taxonomy places the organism in Eukaryota, Fungi, Ascomycota, Sordariomycetes, Sordariales, Chaetomiaceae. The record is from RefSeq and is a predicted model, not a curated record. The transcript has 8 exons.
AUGGCCGAAGACAAGGCGAUGGUCUGCCCAUUUUGUGGCUGGACAAAUGAUGCCGGCGAAUACCAGAUGCUUCUGCAUAUAGAAACCCUCCACGCAGAGGGAGACUCGCCAUUCACCGUGAAGGACGAAAAUAAAUUGGACGACCCUGGAGCUGCCGAAGAAGCUUCAUACGUUGAGUGUCCAAUUGACGGAUGCGGCGAAGUUGUUGUGCUCCAGGAGCUAGACUAUCACCUGGAACUCCAUUCAGAGGAAUCGGGUGACCACCUACAGGGUGGAGAGGCUUUUCCUUCUGAGAUAUCACAUACACCCGAGCCUUCAUUCACUGGGCCAUUCAGGGCUCAAAGAGAAGCAGAGAGGCACCGCCGCCCAGUACACGAGUCGGAUAAGAGCGAUCGUCAGGUGAACGCCAUCUCGGCUUGGAGGAGGCUGCUCAGGAUGCCUGGAUCCUCAUCAUCUGAGAAGGCCACUUCGUCAAAAUCCCUAGCUGGGGCUUUCACAAGAGGAAAACGACUUGGGAAAGCGCAACUUGGAAAGUACGCUCACGAAGACCGUAUGCCAGACUGGCUGGUGGCGUUGCUCAAGAAGAGUCCCCCAGUCGUGUCUCAAGGUGUUGUUUCAGUGAUUGCGAUGUUACUGGAACAGAGCCCAUCGACAAAAUAUGCCUAUGUCUGUGACCCAUGCGUCCAACAUGUCUCAAAGUUUAAGCGCGAAGGGGGCUUCUGUGGCUACCGGAACAUCCAAAUGCUCUCUUCGUUUAUCGUUGAGACUAAUUUCAAAGGCCACGAACAUUUCAAAGACAGCAUUCCAUCCAUUUUUCAAAUACAGGAGUGGAUCGAGACGGCUUGGGAUCAAGGAAUUAACCCUCAGGGCCGGCUUGAGACAGGCGGCAUCAGAGGAACACGAAAAUACAUCGGCACACCAGAAGCACUUGCUGUGUUACGUCUACUCAAUAUUCCAUGCGGCGCUCAGGGUAUCAAGAACAGGGAAGCCAGCAAGUCCGAGGCGCAACUCAUGGAGUACGUCGAGGCUUAUUUCCAAUCGGGCGUCCAGGAUCCGACACAGCGCAUUCACCAAACCAAGCUAGCACCCCUUUAUUUUCAGCACACUGGCCACUCCCUCACCAUAAUUGGGUUUGAGAAACUCCAAAACGGUGCCAAGCAACUAAUUGUGUUUGACCCGUCGUUCCGGGACUCGUCGUAUAUCGUGCGCCUGGUGGGCCAGACUGUCACCCAUCCCAUGCCGGAUCUUGCGUUAAAGCCAUACCGGAGGGGAAGUCGGUACCUCAAGGCAUAUAAGGAGUUUGAGCUGUUAAGGCUACGAAGGGGAGACGAAGCUGUUUGA